This is a messenger RNA of Dibothriocephalus latus, 345 nucleotides long. NCBI's taxonomy places the organism in Eukaryota, Metazoa, Platyhelminthes, Cestoda, Diphyllobothriidea, Diphyllobothriidae. The record is from the annotation of a GenBank genome assembly.
AUGCGAAGGGUUGUUUCAGUCAUAGCUGUUCAGCAUCUCGCCUGCAGCCUUCUUCUGAUUAGUUGCUGUGUCGCGUUGAUUUUCUUCGAGGUGACGGAGCCGAGCACAGCCCGGAUCGGCCUCUGGUCAGGUAGCCUACUUUUCCUGCCCACAGUGGGAACCGUUGUGGCCGCCUUCAGUGAAUCUCACGGCAACCUGACCUUGAUCCUUCUCGAUCUGACAGGUUUCAGCAUCUGCGUCAUAGGUAACAUCAUGUCGCUGAUUGAGCGAAAGGGCAAUCCGAUUGCCACUUUUUGGCUGGAAUUUGCUGCUCUCCUUUUCCUCGUUUAUGAUCUGAUAUUACUU